UCGCCUCCCUCCGCCUUCCCUCCCACUCCACUGGGCCGCGAGGAAGUCGCAAGAUGGCUGACGUCGCUUGGAAGUAACGUUCCCCUCUGCAACAUGAAGCCGUGAGCGUGGAAGAAAGCGAGGGAGGCACCAUCGGGCUUUUAUUUUUAUUUUCUUUUAGUUACUUUUCUUUUCUUUCGUCAAACAUCCAUCUCAUUCCGCGUCGUGUCCGCCCCGGACUUGUCUUCGGGAGUUGACGCGUCAAAUCACGCCGGGGACCCUGCCAGCAGCAGCUAGCAGCUUAGCCACAGUUAGCAAAUAUUAGUGCAGCCAGGCACGCUGCUCAUUAGUUUGUGUUAAAUUAAUAUUCUGACACCUGUUAUCCUGCACGCUGGUGUAGCACACGUGCUGAAAUUUCCCAGAGCCAGUGGCGAAUAAAUGUGAACAUUUUCAUCUGUCAGGUUUAAAAAAAAAACAACGGUUUUCAAGCUGCUCGGUUCACCAUCAUGUCCGCGAACUGGCCAUCCAGCCUGUGGGUUUGCUAACUAAAAAAAGCGCAGUAUUGCAUCUGUUUCAUGUGCACAAAACAGCGGGAUUUUUUUUUAUUUUGCAGACAUUUCUCGGUCCACCAUCUCGCUGCAUUUCUGUUACUCGCUACCGACUGCAUUUUGGAAGCUGGUCUUGUUAAAGCCAAAUUAUGGGAGCAGGAAACGUGUUAAACUUUUUCUGGUAGGUAGGUAGCUACACUGGCCUUUUCUGGCAUCUCACCAAAAAUCCACAGGGAUGGACACUAAACUGAGCACCCUCGACCAAAACUAAAGUAAAGAAAUAAAACAAACAAAUUGGCAAUUCGAUAUCUUGGGAUAACUACCAGAAACAGUCGUGCGGCGGUGCAUGGUGACUCGUUUUGCUAGUCAGCGUGACAGCCAAGUUGGUUUGCUGGGUUAACUAAACUACAGUUUUGUCACUACAUCGGAGACCAGUUAGCUUUGCCCCGGAGUGCACAGCUAGCUGCAAGUCUCGCCCCACAACACGUUACAAACACGGCGUACAGAACGUAUUCAGAGCCCGCUCCCGGUCAGACGCACCGGCUCAAUAACACCGUCAUGGGAGUGCAGGGCUUUCAGGAGUAUUUAGAGAAGCGGUGUCCCGGGGCCACGGUCCCCGUGGACCUCCUCAAGCUUGCCCGGACCGCGGCCCGCCAGCCCCCUCACCAUCAUCACCCACACCACCACCCACAUCACCCCGGGCCCAUGCCUCCCCCGCCCCCGCCUGCCAGGAUCCUAAUCGACGCUGAUUCCGGCCUGCAGCGCCUGUACGGCGGCUACCAGACGGACUGGGUGUGCGGAGGCGAGUGGAACGCCAUGCUGGGAUACCUGGCCGCCCUGUCGCAGGCCUGCUUGUACCAGGGUGGCCUGGAGCUGGUCGUGGUUUUCAACGGCACCCUGGGGAAGGAGCGCUGGCCCGAGUGGGCGCGGCGAGCUCAGAGCCAGCGACAGACGGCGCAGCUGAUAGUCAACCACGUCGGCAGCAAGGCCACCCCGCCUCCCCGGGCAUGGUUCCUGCCCCCGGCCUGCCUCAGCCACUGUGUCCGCCUCGCCAUGUUCCGCUUCCGAGUGCGGGUUGUACAGACUUUGGAGGACCACCACCAGGAAGUGCUCUCUCUCUACAGGGACUAUGGAUUUGCAGGCCUGAUCGCUCAGGAUUCAGAGUUUGCCCUCUGCAACGUCCCCGCCUACUUUUCCUCGCAUGCGCUCAAACUGAGCUGGAACGGAAAGAACCUGACCACACACCAGUAUCUGCUGUCCGAGGCCGCCAGGCAGCUCGGGCUCAAGACACAGCACCUGCCCUGCUUUGCUGCUCUGCUGGGAAAUCAUAUUUUGCCUGAUGAAGACCUGGCUGCCUUCCACUGGAGUCUGCUGGGACCAGAACACCCACUAGCCUCCCUCAAGGUGCGAGCCCAUCAGUUGGUGCUGCCGCCCUGUGAGGUGGUGAUCAAAGCCGUCUCAGAGUACGUCGCCUCCAUCAAAGACCUGGGAAACCUCGACGCCAUUGCCAGAGAUGUCUUCAAACAGUCACAGUCUCGUAUGGAGGACAAGGUGGAGCGAUUCAAGAAAGCUGUGGAGUAUUUCUCAGCUGCCUCCAAACCCCGCUCACCUAACAUGGGGCCCUCCUCUUUCAUCUUACCUGGGUUUGGACCUGCUCCAUUUGGGGGACCACCUGGUCACAUGGGACCGAUGCAGCCUGGAAAGAAUCAGUUCCCUCCCCCCCAGGUCCCGGGGUUAAAGCCACACUAUCAAAAUGCUCCAUAUGGACCUGGCUCCGCCCCUCUGUUCCAGACCCCACAGCCACCAUCCCAAGACUGCAAUGACUCACUGACGGGCAAGAUGGGCUUCACUGACUGGUCAGCUCCAUAUGAUUCCACUCAGGGGGGAAGUCGACUACCCAAUCAUCACACCGGCACUCUGUCUGGCCCCUCUCCGUCUCCUUCCUCAUCGUCGGAUGGAGAUGAACCCAAUGACAGCAACGCCAACCAUUUGACAGACAAGUCCUCUCGGUGGGAGGAUCCCACUGGAAGAGGGGGCUCCGGCUCUGGAGACGGUUCCCAAGGCAACGGGAGCGGGUCAAACAUUCCGUCACUGUUAUCUAUGGCGACGCGGAGUCACAUGGACAUAACCACACCCCCUCUGCCUCAGGUCAGCGCCGAGGUUCUUCGUGUAGCCGAACACAGACACAGAAGAGGGCUGAUGUACCCCCAGAUUUACCACAUAUUGACCAAGGGAGAGAUGAAGAUGCCAGUGUGUAUAGAGGAUGAGUGUAACUCUGAGCUGCCUCCUGCCUCGCUGCUGUUCCGUGCUGCCAGACAGUAUGCCUACGGCGUCCUCUUCAGCCUGGCUGAAACACACCGCCGCCUGGAGAGGCUCGCUCUCCGCAAGAGGGCUCCCCUGGAAGUUCCUCCAGUGAUUAUCAAAGAGUGGAGCAGCGGUAAGGCCAAGUCGGCCCUAACACCAGAGCUGGUUCCCGCCUUGUGUUUCCGUGAGUGGACCUGCCCCAACCUCCGGCGGCUCUGGUUAGGUCGUGCCAGCGAGGACCGCUCCAGGAGAACCAGGGCCUUCCUGGCCUGCCUACGCUCAGACUGCCCAGCCCUCCUCAACCCAGCACAGGUCCCACAGCAUCUGCUGCUCAUGUGCUGCGUGCUCAGGUAUAUGAUGCAGUGGCCUGGAGGAAGGAUCCUCCAGAGACAUGAGCUCGAUGCCUUCCUGGCCCAAGCUGUUUCCAGCCAGCUCUAUGAGCCUGACCAGCUACAGGAGCUGAAGGUGGAGAAGGUGGAUGCUCGCGGCGUGCAGCUGGCUGCUCUCUUUAUGGCCGGUGUCGAUACGGCGCUGUUUAUCAACGAUGUCUGCGGUCAGCCGUUGCCGUGGGAACACUGCUGCCCCUGGGGCUUCUUCGACGGCAAACUGUUCCAGAGCAAACUGGCCCGAGCCGCCCGCGACCGAGCCGCCCUGCUGGACAUGUGUGAGGGGCAGGAAGAGCUGGUGUCCAAGGUCGAGAAGAUGCGCCAGGCGAUCCUCGAGGGCAUUAACCUGUCUCGCCCUCCUCCUCCACCACCACCUCUUCCACCUCCUGCCUUCCUUCCCCCUGCCAUGAUGCCCCCUUUCUACCCCAUGCCUCCUCUCUACCCACCCCGUCCCAUGGGCGGCAUGCCCCCGCAUCACCCACAUCAUCCACACCACCCAGCCCAGCACAGACCCCGAGGCUUCCCAGGCAUUCAGUCCAUCCCCCCUCAGGGAGGGAAACUGGAGAUCGCUGGCAUGGUGGUUGGUCAGUGGGCUGGCAACAAACCAGUCCGUGGGAGAGGGGGCUUGAACAUGCAGGUGGUGUCAGUGGGAGCCGGGAAAGGGAGGGGUAAAGAGACUCCAGCAAAACUAAGGGGAGGGAAGAAGACAACUGCCAACAGAACACAGACGUCGUCCCCCCCAUCCAGCAGUCCCCCAAAGCCCUCCGAGGAGGUGGGUUCCACGCCAGAGGUUGCCUCUCAGCAGCUGAAUGGCAGCUCAGCAGCCUCCGCCAUCGGCCAGCCCUUGGAGCUGACUCCCCUGGCCCAGCCAACCCCGUGUGCCUUAGCCAGCAGAGACAACCAAUCAGAGGGGGUGGAAGUGGAGGCCCCCUGUUGCCUUGACGACUGCCCGUCAGACGGAGCACUACAGAAGGAGGAGUGAUGGCAUCCUUAUCAGGAUGUGCUGCUCUAAGAGAGUUAUCUGUGUUCGACUGCCUUUCCCUGUUUUUGUAGCCCUGUCUGCUAGCUGUGCACAUCAUCACACGGCGCAGGAGGCGACGGGAGGCCCGUCCUCGCCUCCUCUGCUGCGACGUGUGAUUAGCUAAACCAGUUAGCCGUUCCCCCCCUCCCCCCUAUAAGUUUUCUCAUAUGGUUUUACAUUGUUUCUAAAGAGACGUUUUUCCAUGAGUCCGUAAGCGCCCCACCUGU
Molecule: messenger RNA, 4465 nt
Organism: Haplochromis burtoni (Burton's mouthbrooder)
Lineage: Eukaryota; Metazoa; Chordata; Actinopteri; Cichliformes; Cichlidae
Gene: fam120c
Product: family with sequence similarity 120C
Exons: 17
Coding region: 1086-4199 (1037 amino acids)
Cellular component (GO): nucleus
Source: RefSeq, a predicted model, not a curated record